Morchella importuna is the source of this 2709-nucleotide messenger RNA. RefSeq lists its product as uncharacterized. Bases 1 to 2709 code for a protein of 902 amino acids. NCBI's taxonomy places the organism in Eukaryota, Fungi, Ascomycota, Pezizomycetes, Pezizales, Morchellaceae. The transcript has 4 exons. The record is from RefSeq and is a predicted model, not a curated record. Gene Ontology annotation, molecular function: protein binding.
AUGAAGUUCAAAAGCCCCAUCUCGCUACCCGCACCACUUCCCGCCGCCCAAACCGCGCCCUUUGAAGAUGACAAUCGGUGGAAGUUGUUUCUAACGACAAGCACGAAAGUCAGCGUCUGGGAUUCGCAGGGGUGCAAUGCAGUCUUUACCAGUGGUUCGGAGGGGAUUGUCGCUGCGAAGAGGGCAAAGGAUGGAUCGGUUUUGGCGAUUGCAGACUCCCAGGUGGUCAUGCUGCAUCGGAUCGAGGAGGGCCAGGAUAAAUCUUACCGUUUGAAAGGAACUCAGCGGUGUCGACAUCUACAGUAUGAUCACGACUCGCGCAGUCUAUUUUUCACUGACUCCCUUCACAACAGCGUUCAAAGCUAUUCGUUGAAAGAGAAUCGAGUGGCCGAUGCUGCAAAACCCCAUCCAUCGUCGAUUACUGCUUUUGCGAUAUCCUCGGAUUCAAAUCUUGUAGUUUCCUGCUCUGCCGAACCACCUAUUACCCAGAUUCACAAUCGCCUUAUGGCAACCACCGUCUCGAUUACACCACGAUGCUCAACUGCGCCGGUGGUGCUCUGUAGCUUUCAUCCGAGCCGGCGGACGAUCUUUGUGCUUGCGUUUCGUGACGGUGUCCUCGCAGCUUAUGAUUACAGUAAGAUAUCCGGGGGGAGCAAAGCAAAAAAAGACGGGAAGAUUGGUAUCGGUCAAGGGAUCACAGGAGUCGAGUUCGUUCCGGGGUACAGGAGUAGAGCUGUCACAGUAGGCGAGGAUGGGAGGUUGUUCUUGGUGGAUUUCGAGAUGCGGGAUACGCUGGGAAGCUGGCACAUUGCUGCUCCUGCAACAAGCUUGACAAUAAGGCCCAUCACUGUUAAGGGGAAGUCAACCGAUGAAGACGACAUCGGUGGAUGUGUAAUUGCUAUAGGGACUAUCCACGGAAAGUGCUACGUCUAUGACGAGGACGGAAACAAGAUUGGUGAGCAGACAGUGGAUUCGGAUGGUGGCAAGGUUCUUGAUGUGGAAUGGGUAUCUGGAGAUAUUCAUCCCCUACCAAGCGAAGACGGUGAUUCUCAUAGCCCCACCUCUCCUCGUUCCCACAUAAAGCCCCCUCCUUCAGCAGGAGCACAGCAACCAGCUGGAAAUCGCCGAAACUCAGCGACAGCCGAAAAUUCUAGACCCACCAAAGAAAAAGAUAAACCCCUGAAGCCCAAGCUGGAUCUAAAAGAAGAUUCCAAUCAGUGGCCAGGGGUUCAAGAAACCGCCACUCAGGGGUACAUGACCCUAUUCAGUCCUGUAAAAAAGAGACAAAAGCCAGAAAAGGCUGCGUCUCUUGCCGGAACAAAAACAGCCAAUGCCGAAAAGAUAUCGGAUCCAAAACUAAGAACGAUUGAAAAAGAGGACCAGAGGAGUGUCAUCAGCGCACCGUUACUGUGGAACGAAUCGGCAAAGAACCAAAGUCGGCCGGGAAACACCAAAGAAGAUCAUAGCCCCAUAAAAAAACCAGCAACUAAGGCUAAUGACAAUAAAGUUGCAACCUUAUUGGAACAAACACCAGCUCUAGGCAAAACAGCCCCCUCUUUACAGCCAUUAUUACGAAGUAGUGGUACUGGCAAAGAUAAUCCGUCACUAUUAACAUCACAUCGUAUCACACCUGUUGCCUCCGACGUUAUCAAAACAAACGACAAGACAAAUGAUGGAAAACUACUAAGUCAAAUACGCUCAAUAAGGGCAAAGGUUGAAGGUGAUAAAAUCGCCAGGGGAAAUUUAGCAAUAUUUGCGCCCUAUAUGUCUAGCAAAAUCAAGACUUCCGCCAUUAUAAGAUCGGGGGGAGCAGCAGAAAACCGGAAAGCGCCCGUCUUAUCUCAGGAGAAACCCGUAGAUCCCCGGCUUCGAGCCCUAGACGGAAACAGGGCCGACGACCGAAUGGACGGGAGCGUCGACCAAACAGACAGAAUACCUAAGACAGCACCUCAAGAAGAAGAUGCAACGCUCCCAGGCCCUGUGGAACCUCCGAAAAAAGACGAGGAUCUACCCUCUCCAAACCAAGAGGACGACGCACAGUCCGAAGCCUCAUUCGAUGGCGAUAUCUGGCUUGUCGGGGACAAGCCGUCAACAAGCCGAAAGAGGAAGAACUCCAAUGUGGAUGAUUUCCAGCCCUCAUCCAGCUUCGACAGCAACGGCGAUAGGUCUUCAUCCAGAGCCGGAUCCUCAAAGAGCAGAAAGACAGUCUCUUGGGAUGACGGGCUUACCAGCCGCGACAACAUAACCCCUGCAAACUUGCUACGUGAAUUUGAGAAUCCAUCCAGCCCCCGAUUUGCGUUCAGCGGCGACGCACCGUGGCCACUAGUAGCCAAGCGCGAAGGAAAACAUCUAGCCUCUAAUGCUACAACACCCGAAACUUCUUUCGCUUCAAGAAAGGUAUUGAGCAGCCAAAAGGAAGACCCCACUUCUGGCAUUCCAAGUAGCUUGGACGAGAACUCGUUCCACACGCCCCAUGGCCCGGUUGCAAGCUUGAUGGAGCCCGCGCCCCGAAACGCUCUUGUAGAGAUGCAGACAAUGUUCAAAGCCGAGAUGAGGGGCCUACAGGCUGAGAUGGCGAGAGGUUUCCAGGCGCAGAUGCGGGUGCUAGAGGACCUGAGGAGCGAGGUCCGGACGGUUAGGGAGGAGAACGUGAAGCUACGAGACCAAAUAUCGGAGCUGAGUGCCAAGGACAGGGAGAAGCGUCCUUGA